AUGGCUACAGUGCCACAGAGAACACUAGACUGGCUCUAUCGUGUUCUUACAAGUGCAUAUCACGACCCCAACAGGACAUACAAUGAUGUAGCGCAUUUAUUGGCUCAGUACCCCCAUUUUUCGCCUAGGACGGAUGUGUAUACGCAUGAAAACGGCGCAUCUGCGCUACUCCUUAACCUCUUCGGCACAUUGCCUGUUUCCUUUCGCGGCGUGUUGUAUCGAUUUCCAAUAACAGUAUGGGUGCCAACUACAUACCCGAGAGAUCCGCCCAUCGUGUAUGUCACACCGACGAAGGAUAUGUUCGUUAGACCGGGACAACACGUUAGCGGGGAGGGGCGGAUAUAUCACCACUAUCUGGCGCACUGGGCGGAGGCAAGCAAUCGAUCUACUAUCGUGGACUUUCUAUAUAUUCUACGAGAGGUUUUCGCCAAAGAACCUCCCGUGACAUCUAAGCAAGCGCAGAUAAGCAGGCCCAUACCUCGCCAGGCCGAUCGGCCCCCUCCGGCUGUUCCUCCACUUCCACCGCAGCUUGCAAGGCCUGAACCCCAACCAAACCCUAGUCCUCGACCAGCACAGAUUCCUCCGCAGCUACCGCCGAAACCGGGAAAAGUGGUCGAACCGCAAGCGGCGGGCGAAAUACCAGUACCUGAGAAGUAUACGGAGCCACCUCCGCUUCCACCUCUUCCCGAUGAGCUCCGUGAUCCAAGACGCGGCUUCGUCCAACCACCACCAUUGCCCAGUCAAGCUUCGCCUAACCAUAGUGUAAGCCAUCCAGCACAUCAGCCCAGAGGCUCAGGCACGCUUGAACCUCCGAGCCGGUUCCAGCACGGACAUGUGCCGCACCAUCCAGGAUAUCAACAAGAGAGCCUUGGCCCUACCACCCCAACAGCCCAAAGCGGACCACCACCCCCGCCUCCUCCACAGGUUUCGGUUCACCGAUCAGGUCAACCCGUUUCAUAUGGUCAGCCAGCUACUAUGCAAGGCGCGGCGCCUCAACACCGACCUAUCCCACAAGGCAAAUAUCCCUUGCCCUCCCAGCAACCUCCUGAACCAUUAGCAAGACAUCAAGAGCCAGCGCGGCGGAAGCAGCCGGCUCCCGAUCUUCUCACUUCCCCCUUCGAUCUAGAACUCCCAUCCCAGGCCCUCACAGCCGCACCGCCACCCAUCCCGCCAAAUCCAGAGAAGGACUUCCUCCUUAAAACACUCUCCCGCACACUAACGCAGACCCUCCACGAUAACAUCAACAAAACCAACUCCGGCCUCCAACCACUCAACUCCCAAUCCCAAGCUUUACAGGCAGCCAUAACCACGCUGAAAUCCGAGAUCGCAGCUCUGAACGCGUUCCACGCCACCUUGCAAUCCAAUACGUCUAUCCUCCAGCAAUCUCUCCAUCGAGCCGACGGAAUCAUCGCCGACGCGCGUGCCCGAAUCUCUUCGUCGUCAUCUACAUCCGGCCCGUCAGAGGAACAGCCUUCCACCGGCCGAUAUCCCUCAGGUCUUCCACCGAUCGAUGAAGUCCUCGUGCCGCCGACCGUCGUCGGAAAACAAAUAUACGACCUCGUCGCGGAUGAACGCGGGAUCGAGCGGGCGAUCUAUGCGCUGCAGACCGGACUCGUCAAGGGGCGGGUUGGACUGGACACGUGGGCGAAGUUGACGAGAAGCUUGGCGAGGGAAGCGUUUCUGAAGAAGGCGUUGAUCAGGAAGGCUGGGGUUGGGAUGGGAUUGAGUGUUGACGCGAGAAGCUAG
Molecule: messenger RNA, 1746 nt
Organism: Coccidioides posadasii C735 delta SOWgp
Lineage: Eukaryota; Fungi; Ascomycota; Eurotiomycetes; Onygenales; Onygenaceae
Source: RefSeq, a predicted model, not a curated record